Molecule: messenger RNA, 1612 nt
Organism: Pantherophis guttatus
Lineage: Eukaryota; Metazoa; Chordata; Lepidosauria; Squamata; Colubridae
Gene: ING3
Product: inhibitor of growth family member 3
Cellular component (GO): NuA4 histone acetyltransferase complex
Source: RefSeq, a predicted model, not a curated record
GCCGAGGCGGGCUUCCUGAGGGAAGGGUGGGAAGAGCUCCCUCGCAGCCGUGCGUGAAGCACCGUCGAAGGAAAGAUACACGUGGCUCUCUCAGGCUCUGCCCGCACGAGCCUUUGCAUUCGUCAGGAAUUUAGGAUUAGGCAAACGGCACCUGCGCCGUAAAAGCGCCUUUGCAGCAACACGAAACAUAAGUUCAGAAGAAUGAUCCGCUAGCAGGGAGAGGAAAAUAAGUUGGUAGGGUAGGAAAUCGAUGAGGAUGAAGAAAUACGUUUGAUUACACGCAUAUCUCGCCUGACUUUCGGGAGCUCAGGAAGAUGCACCUAUUGCUUGCUUUCUCCCAUUUCCCCCCAUAACCGUCUGAGUUGAGUUGUUCUUCUGUGAGUUUCUUGAGUUGAGUUUCUGUGGCAGAGGAUGGACUUGAACGUGGAUCUUCCCAUCCAGAUGCAAUGGAUCAACUGGAGCAAAGGGUAAAUGAAUUUUUUAUGAAUGCAAAGAAAAACAAACAGGAAUGGAGAGAAGAACAAAUGACUUCAAUUAAAAAGGAUUACUACAAAGCGCUAGAAGAUGCAGAUGAAAAAGUACAGUUGGCUAAUCAAAUUUAUGAUUUAGUAGACCGUCAUUUAAGAAAAUUGGACCAGGAGUUAGCUAAAUUUAAAAUGGAACUUGAAGCUGAUAAUGCUGGUAUUACCGAAAUACUGGAAAGACGUUCUUUGGAACUGGAUACACCUUCACAACCAUUGAAUAAUCAUCACGCACAUUCUCACACUCCAGUAGAAAAAAGGAAACACAAUCCCUCCUCUCAUCAUGCAGCAGCAGACCAUGUACCUGAAAAGAAGUUUAAAUCUGAAGCUCUUCUGUCAACUCUCACUUCAGAUGCCUCUAAAGAAAAUGCACAAGGGUGUCGAAACAGUAAUUCAUCAUCCUCAUCCAACAGUGCAUAUAAUGCAAAUUCUUCUCAGCCAUUGGCAUCGUAUAACCUGGGCUCAUUAUCUUCAGGAGCUGGAGCUGGUGCUAUUACCAUGGCAGCAGCUCAGGCAGUGCAAGCCACAGCACAGAUGAAAGAAGGAAGACGGACAUCGAGCUUAAAGGCAAGCUAUGAAGCCUUUAAGAACAAUGACUUCCAACUCACAAGAGAAUUUGCAUUAUCCAGGGACACAGCUGGAUAUACCUCAUCUGCUUUGGCGUCUACAUUAUCACAGACAUUGAGUUCAUCAACCACAGAUUCACGGAGUGGUAGAAAAAGCAAAAACAAUAACAAAUCUUCAAGUCAACAGUCGUCCUCAUCAUCUUCAUCUUCUUCUUUGUCAUCAUGUUCUUCAUCCUCUGCACUAGCCCAGGAACUCUCCCAGCAAACAGCAGUCAUUCCCGAGUCUGAAUCUAAUAGCCAGGUUGAUUGGACCUAUGAUCCAAAUGAGCCACGUUACUGCAUUUGUAAUCAGGUGUCAUACGGUGAAAUGGUGGGCUGUGAUAAUCAAGAUUGUCCUAUAGAGUGGUUCCAUUAUGGCUGUGUUGGAUUGACAGAAGCACCAAAAGGAAAAUGGUACUGUCCACAGUGUACUGCUGCAAUGAAAAGAAGAGGCAAUAGGCAUAAAUAAAUGCUGCAUUAUCUUCA